AUGCUCGAUGCUCUAGGAGACAUGGGCCUGGACUCCUCCCAGCUAGAAGACCUGCUAAUGGCCACAGCAUCAGCAAAGAAAACACUGCAUCUGGUCAACCGCGUGUUGGACCUGGCGAAGCUGGAGGCAGGCAAGGCGGUGGUGGAUGAGACGGUGAUUGACGUGCGGAAGUGGCUGGAUGCUGCGUUGCACUGGCACGUGGAGGCAGCACGCUCCAAAGGCAUUGAAUUGAGCGGCAGUGUGUGCGACGACUGCCCGGUACAUGUCAUUGUGGACCCCUUGCAUCUCAGCAAUGCGCUCAAGGAGAUCACAGGUGCGCCUUGGGUUGAGACGUGGGCGGGUGGUGGUGGGAUGAUGAUGUGUGUGCUAGAAAACAUGAGUAUGUAG
Molecule: messenger RNA, 387 nt
Organism: Closterium sp. NIES-65
Lineage: Eukaryota; Viridiplantae; Streptophyta; Zygnematophyceae; Desmidiales; Closteriaceae
Source: the annotation of a GenBank genome assembly